CCUGCUCUGCCGGUGAGAGGCUCCAGGCUCUGCAGCUCCUGCUGCCCGUGACCGUCCUCCAGCUCAGGCGCCCUGGGAAGGAUGCCCGACUCCUUAGCUGCUGGGAAGUGGUGUUUCACUGAAACACACUACAUGCUUCCAAGUCUAGAGAACACAAACACACUUUCAGUGUUGGUGUCAUUUGAAGAUGUGGCUGUGGACAUUACCCAGGAGGAGUGGCAGAUCAUGGACAAUACUCAGAGGACCCUGUACAGGGAUGUGAUGCUUGAGACCUAUAGCAAUCUGCUGUUCGUGGAUCCUUACACAAAGAAUGAGCUGCUUGGAACUAAUCCAGAAAAUCAAGAAACCACUUUCAGGCAAGUUGUAAUAACAAAAAUUGUAUAACUUCAAAAAGAGUUGCAUUGGCAAAGAUGAUUAAUUUAAGCUCUGGCCAUAAUUGACGCGUGCUAUGAAAAGCUAUGGAGAGGAAAUUGU
Molecule: messenger RNA, 474 nt
Organism: Ochotona curzoniae (black-lipped pika)
Lineage: Eukaryota; Metazoa; Chordata; Mammalia; Lagomorpha; Ochotonidae
Product: zinc finger protein 1 homolog
Exons: 4
Coding region: 82-384 (100 amino acids)
Biological process (GO): regulation of DNA-templated transcription
Source: RefSeq, a predicted model, not a curated record